UCUUUGGGAAAAGGCAUGUUGGCAGAUUUUGUAGCCAGCUCAGCGAAACCAUUUGACAGGUGGUCCUGGAACGUAACCCCCGCAAUAAGUGAGGAAGCACUGUAUUCCAAAGCUUCUGCAUUAGAGCAAGAUUUGAGUCUUGGGUACAGCCAAGGAAGCAAAACUCGGGAAGGCGUUGCAGGCGUGGCCUCAGUUGCAGAGAAGACGAAGGAGCAGGCAUCUCAGCUGGGUGGAGCUGUCUUCUCAGGGGCUGGCAAUAUCGCAGCGGCCACAGGCUUGGUCAAGAAAGAUGAAUUCCCAACUGACCUGAAGCCUGAAGAGGUUGGUCAGGAAGCUGUGGAGGAACCACUGAUAGAGCCACUGUUGGAACCUGAGGGAGAAAACUAUGAAGAGCCACCUCAGGAGGAAUAUCAGGAAUAUGAGCCGGAAGCAUAAUGGCCAUCCCCAUUCCCGACACUUCCACCAGCAGCACAAUAACAAUAAUGACCCUCCCUCUCCCAACCCUCCUCCACCUCUCCAAAGAAAGGCCUUGACACAGAUGGUGACGGAGAGGAGCCCCCACACCCCAUACUGUCAUGAGUUCUUCCUCCAGUUCUGCUCCAAGGGACCUCAUCGGGAUCUGUGUUUUAUGUAUCGUGGUCUUUAGCGUUGAGAGAAACCAAGAAUUUUGAAGACAAACCCUGGCCGCAGUGGUUUGUGUGUGUGCGCCUUUGUGAGCCCAGCCUUACUGCCCUGUCUCCCUCCCAGCGCAGUAAGGCCAGGCUUCCCUGUGUCUGUAAGAAGCAUGUUGUAUCUUCUCCGUUUUAAAGCAGAGCAUUCCAUCACCUCGGCUGUGACCCCACGCUGGGCCUGCUGUACAUUUGCUUGCACGUGAAUCACGCCAGCUCCGCUCCAUUACCAUUGGUGGAACUUUUUUUUAUAUUUCUGAAUGGAUUGUUUACGCCUUUGUGACCUCUCCCUUUCCUGACUCCCCUGGUCUUGUAACAGAGACUCCCUGAUUUUGACAGUGCAGAAGUUGUGUCUGUGUAUCCCAAACAAAAGGAGUGCCCUCCCUCUCAUGCCCUCAGCGCUCUGUGUUGUGACUGUGGCAUGGAUAUAUACCUCCCACUGUCGCUGUGUGUGCAAUCCUGGGGCAGCUGCCAGUGACACAACUGCCCCUGUGUCCAUGAAUAAAGCCAACUCUUCUCUGUA
Messenger RNA from Anolis carolinensis (green anole), 1191 nucleotides. It is a transcript of the gene sncb, whose product is annotated as synuclein beta. The coding region runs from base 16 to 435 and encodes 139 amino acids. The transcript is spliced from 6 exons. Gene Ontology annotation, biological process: synaptic vesicle endocytosis; synapse organization; chemical synaptic transmission. The record is from RefSeq and is a predicted model, not a curated record. Gene Ontology annotation, molecular function: cuprous ion binding. Gene Ontology annotation, cellular component: neuronal cell body; cytoplasm; axon terminus. NCBI's taxonomy places the organism in Eukaryota, Metazoa, Chordata, Lepidosauria, Squamata, Anolidae.